GUAUGGCCCACCAACAAGGACGCCUUACAGGGUCAUCGUUGAAAAUCUGUCGUCACGCAUCAGUUGGCAGGAUCUCAAGGAUUAUAUGCGUAAAGCUGGUGAAAUAACAUUUGCUGAUGCUCACAAACACCGUCGAUAUGAAGGUGUUGUGGAGUUUGCUUCCCGUUCUGAUAUGAAGAGGGCCAUUGAGAAAUUAGAUGACACUGAGCUUAAUGGUCGACGCAUUCGUCUGGUUGAAGAUCGUUCUCGAUCAAGAUCCCGCUCUCGUCGUCGCUCAAGGACAAGAUCCCGCUCACGAUCCAGGAGGUCUCGUACACGCUCAAGGUCACGGUCCAGAAGUCGCUCUCGUUCUCGCGGGUCACGAAGAUCACGCUCCAAGUCACGUUCUAGGUCUAGGUCGAGGGACUCACGGUCACGCUCUCGAUCAAGGUCACGAUCACGGUCACGCUCAAGAUCUCGUUCCAAAUCACGAUCACGCUCAAGAUCAAAAUCCAAUGAUGCAAAGAGAUCAAAGUCUAGAGAGCGUGACAGUCGCUCAAGAUCGGGUUCACGCAAGAAGUCUCCAGAACCUGCUAGCAAUCCUAAGGAAGACGACCCAAUUCGAAAUGAGUUCCGGAGCCUUUCUAGGUCCAGAUCACGGUCGCCUGUAAAUGCAAAACAGGAAGCUUCUAGGUCACAUUCACGCUCGGGUUCACCAUCACCUAGGCAUAGGCAGAGUCGUUCAAGAUCGCAGUCACCUCGAGAAAAUGGUCACGACCAACCUGAAGACGACUGAGAGUUUCUGCUAAGGUUUUACACAAAUAUUAAUAUGCUGAUCUUAGUAAUAAUGAGUAAUUGCAUACGAGGAUAUUGAUUAAAAUGCUUUAUUUUUUAUGAAAUCUUUUAAUGUAUCAAGUGCAUAUUGAAGGUAACAUGAUUUCUAUUAUGGUGAGAAUUGUAUGUAAUUUACAUGGUACUGUAUGAAGGUAGACCUGAUAAUAAGCUGUCCUUUCCAUUUUAGUGUGAACAGCAUAACAGUUUAUUUAAUGAUUUGUUCUUUAAAAAACUAAAUCCAGAGUUGAAUAUUGCCUAUAAUGGAUGUCCUUUAUGGUUAUCCCAAUAGUGCUGAAAUGUUCCAUUCAUUAAACAAAAAUUGAGAAUUCAAUUGUUUAGUUUAGUUUUCAUUAUGUAUCUGCUAUGGUUUGCUAAAAAAAAAAUAGUACAAAUAACAUCUUUCUGGCAUUUGUGUGAAUAUUUGUUGGCAAAUUAUUUGUAUUUCCUUAAUGUAAUAGUAUCCAAGUUUGGCAGAUUGUCGUGUUACAUAGGGUGUGGGUUAUGUCAUUUUGAUUAAACAUUUGUGAUAGAAACUCUAUCUUUCAUUACAGUGAAGCUGUUUAGUAUUUGUAUGGUUGCUAUGCUGUUUCUCAAUAUUAUGUAUAUAUAUAUUAAGGUAUAUAGAGAGUUAAGAUUUCCUAUUCAUGAUUCCCCUUGUAAACAUGAUAGUUUUGCCAAAUGUUCUCAGAUAAAAAAUAAAACCAUUAUAAUGGUAAGAUAUUAUUUUAAUUAGUUAAUAUGUUCCAUUUUUUAUAUAAAGUUUUCAAUGGCAUUGUCACAAGUAUUAAUUCAAGUGUUGAUUAUCUUGGAUUCACUGGAGGUAGUGAUUCUGUGGCUAUUAUACCUAACGAAUUUGUUAGCAAGGUUGACAAAUUAAAACAUUCUUGAUAA
Molecule: messenger RNA, 1704 nt
Organism: Cherax quadricarinatus
Lineage: Eukaryota; Metazoa; Arthropoda; Malacostraca; Decapoda; Parastacidae
Source: RefSeq, a predicted model, not a curated record